AUGACCACAAAUGCCGAUCCAGCUCCUCCACCGUUUAAAAAGCAAAAGAGAGAACCAAAACCUAAACCACCAAACAAAGCCGGCUCGGAAAAGACCUUCGCAGGCAAUAAAACCAAAGAGUGUGCUAAGUUUGAUACGCUUCUGAGAGCUGUUUACAACAUGCCAUACGAAAUUGCAGCAUGUCAUGAAAUCUUUGCCCUCACAGAAAUAGCCAAUUAUUAUGGAAUGCUUCGAUCUCUCUCUGCUAGUAUCACAGGACCCAUUGUUUCAAACAAAGUUAUUGGAGCAUUUUUAGAGCCUUUGGCAGAAGACAUGCUUCCAAGGGCUGUCAAAUUGCGCAACAAGGCACUCUACAAAGAAUGCUUGAUAUAUUGUCUUGGUCCCUACAACGAACCAAGAUAUGAUAGUUUGAAAGACCAUGCGAAGAUCUAUCUAUCUGCGGAGAAAGUGUACCAAAGACUUUCAGUCAAGGUGUCCCAAAGAUUACAGGAUAUAUUGGAGAAUGUUGCUCGUGAAUUUAGUCCUGAAUGGGAAGAAGAUCAACUAAAAAAACUUAUUAAGGCAAUAGUCAAAUCCAGAGUCAUUGCACCCGAAGACGACGCGUCUAUCCCCGAAUUCUUUCGAAACCUUGAGGGACAAAACGAUUUUUAUGAUUGCGGUUGCUGUCAUGAUUUGCUAGACAAUCAGUUGGUAUUUAACAUAGAUGCUGUUGCAGGCAAAGGAGGGUUUCGCGAGUAUUUCCUCGUAGCUGAUCUAGAGGAAGAAGAUUACCCAUGGGACACCAAGGAGAUGGAUUGGUGA
Messenger RNA from Glarea lozoyensis ATCC 20868, 801 nucleotides. RefSeq lists its product as uncharacterized. The transcript has 2 exons. Bases 1 to 801 code for a protein of 266 amino acids. Lineage: Eukaryota; Fungi; Ascomycota; Leotiomycetes; Helotiales; Helotiaceae. The record is from RefSeq and is a predicted model, not a curated record.